AUGAGCUCUACUGUUACUGUUAAGAGAGAUCCAACAACGCACAUGACGGAAGUCAAUCUUGAGUCGGAAUUGGAUGCCGAAACUCUUGACAUUUCGCAGACAGUUUUUGGAGAAGGAUAUCCAGAAGCAGGAUCCACCGGGAAGUCACCACGUUUAACAUUUGGUGUAGAGUUGGAGAUCGCAGUGGCAACUUUAAGAGACAUAUGCCAAAACACAGCACCAAAAGAUGGCCGCAAGGUCUACGGAGUUGCUCGGGCUGCUAACUCACCACCAUUGGACUAUGAUCCCAGACCAGCGCAUUUUGGCGACUCCUCCCUUGCAGAACGUGCAUACAGAGCAAAGGGACGAUAUUAUGUGUAUGAAAACAUUGCACAAACUUUAAAUUGUGCUGGAUUUCCAGCUAUACAUAUGGAUCACCCUGAGUAUCAAAGGCAGGGAUAUACAAUAGCAAUGACCAGCAAGUGGGUUAUUGGGACGGACCUCAGCAUUGAGUGUCCAGACGAAACGAUCUAUGACUACCAUAAGAUCGAAAUCAAAUCUCCCGUCUAUUACUUCAGCGAGGGAGCGCUGAGCGAUGUCGCAAGAGUAUGGGAGAUCAUCGCCUCCACCUACAAAGUCGUUACCAACGACUCGAUGGGACUACAUGUCCAUGUCGGCAAUGGAGUUGAUGCUUUCGACGGGGAAACUUUGAGAAACCUCUGGGGUAUUCUCUGGACUACAGAGAAAUGGAUCGAGACCAUUCACCCUCCUCAUCGGAGAGUAAACACGUUCUGUCCAAGCUUCCACCGUUGCUCCAACUUGGGGCGCGAGAUCGGAGCACAAUCCCUCCAGAACCCGGAAGGAGAGGUCCUUGAAUGGAUCUUGACCCGAGCACCUCCCACCACAGAAGAAUUCCUCGACACCAUCUGCAUGCACAGCGGUGCCUACAACUUUGUCAAUCUGCAGCCAAAUUUCAAUAUCGGAAGUAUCAAGCGCACCAUCGAGUUUCGCCAGCAUGAAGCCACGCUCGAUACAGAACGAGUUACCCAAUGGAUUCGUGUAUGCGUCGGACUUAUCAAAGUAUCUGCAGCUGCAGUUCCGACCGUUCUCGAUCCAUACCUACGACUUCUCGUUCAGACAAAGAGGGAAAAGCUUCGUGUGGGGGAUAUUUUGAAGGAGCUUGGGCUGGAAAUUGAGGGGGAUUAUUAUAGAGCUCAGGUACCAAGAGAGAGGGCAGCGGUUAGGAUUGUUGUCAAGAAGUUGUGGAAGAAGACUGCGAAGUUUGUUAAGGGAUGA
Messenger RNA from Sclerotinia borealis F-4128, 1275 nucleotides. The record is from the annotation of a GenBank genome assembly. NCBI's taxonomy places the organism in Eukaryota, Fungi, Ascomycota, Leotiomycetes, Helotiales, Sclerotiniaceae.